Molecule: messenger RNA, 6268 nt
Organism: Orcinus orca (killer whale)
Lineage: Eukaryota; Metazoa; Chordata; Mammalia; Artiodactyla; Delphinidae
Gene: HNRNPH3
Product: heterogeneous nuclear ribonucleoprotein H3
Exons: 8
Coding region: 4444-5091 (215 amino acids)
Biological process (GO): regulation of RNA splicing
Cellular component (GO): ribonucleoprotein complex; nucleoplasm
Molecular function (GO): RNA binding
Source: RefSeq, a predicted model, not a curated record
UUUCCAAAGGGUUUUUUUUUUCCACGCUUCUCUUAAACGUAUCGAAAGACUUUGUGGGUAAUUGUUUUGUAAGCAGAAAAGCGGGUGACUUACCAGAUAGGAAUGUGAAAUGGACUUAUUUCAAAUAGGUCGUCUGGAUCCAGUGAACUGUGGAACUAGGCUUUUGGAACCUGUGGGCGGGGGUGGGAUGGUUUAGCAGUGGUUUUGUGUAGUUUGGUAAAUAUUGAUUGGGUUAGAAUUUAAGUAGGAGUUUUAUUUUGGGGAAACGGUUGUUAAAACACAACCAGUGAUGGCAAAACUGUGUAUAGGAAUUGAAUGAUUAAAUCUCCAAGGGUUGGAUUUUCUGCAGAGAUUGUUUGGGGAUUAAGGCUGUAGAAGUAAGAUACUUCAAAAUACAGUUAGGGUUUAUUUUCUUUUGGUAGCUAAGCAUGUUUUCUAUUUGGUGUAGGGCUGUAGUAACGUUUUGACCAAGAAAAUAAGCCUGCUCAACAGAAAGGCACACUGCAAGUUCAGUCAUGUGAUGCUGUGAUGAUUUUCGGUCCUUAGAACAGUCGGAGAACUGGUUCUGUAAUUUUCACUGAAGACCAUACAAAAGGGACAGGCAGGCUAUUUUUCCAGCUUUAAAAACAAAAAACUCUUCCUGUUGUUGAAGAUGUUUUAUGAUUCUUGUGGACUUUGAAAAGAAAGCCCAGAGUUUUCUAUACUAGUUUCCUAGUAUGUGAUAUAACAGUUUCCCUGCUUGGAUUACUCUAGAAACCUUUUUUUCUGCCCUCUUUUUCAUCUGCAUCAUAAUCUGGAAAUCCAUCUAAUUGCCUUUAUAUUUUUAAUAACUGUUCUGGUGUUCUUGGCUGAACUGCAGUGGCUGGUAACAUUGUUCUAGAGAAGAACUUGAUCAUUUUAGAGACCUCACCACCUUUAGGUACUAGAGGUGUCUCUAAUUUUGUUUUUAUUUAAAAGUAAUGAUGGGACUUCCCUGGCGGUCCAGUGGUUAAGACGCCGCGCUCCUAAUGCAGGGGGCACGGGUUCCAUCCCUGGUCGGGGAACUAAGAUCCUACAUGCCUCAUGGUGUGGCCAAAAAAAAUUAAAAGUUCAAUUAAGGAGCAAGCACAGUGAAAGGGAAAUGAUGUAAAAUUACCAUGUUAAGCAUUUCAUCACCACUUAUUGACCAAAUAUUGAAGUUCCUUCUCAUUUUUUUUAGCAGCAGUGGACUACCAUUUAGAAAGUUAUUAAUGCAUCAAACUCUUACUGUGUGUAUUAUACUUAGGAAAAUAGUAUAUGCCUCUAUGUUAUAAAGGAAUUUUAUCUCUUGGUCUCUGUUAGAUGCUUUUUCUUAACAGCUUUGGGAUACAGUUCACAUACCAUAGACUUCACCCAUUUAAAAUCACACAACAUGUGGUCUUUUGUGACUGGCUUUUUUCACUUAGCAUAAUGUUUAGGAAAUUAUAUUUAAAAUCUCAUAUAGAACUGACUGAAAUUAUUUUAGUAUUUCAACUGCUGGUAUUUUAAUUGGUGCUAACACUAGGAAUUCUUUAAAAAGCAUUGUGAUUAGCCAUGACACUGUUGCGAAGAAAGGUUGAGGUGGAUUAUCCUGAAUAAUUAGGAAAUGCCAUUUAGGUAGUUGCUGAGACAGCUUUAUUAAGGUAUUAGAGCAGAUUAUCUUUUUUUAUGUGUUUAGAGUUCGUCUUGGUUUUGUUUUGUAAAUAGAAUUCUAGGUUCAAAUUUUGAGUUUUGAAGAGAUAGUAGAGUAUGGCUUUCUUUAUUGUGUACUCUUCAUAAACAUGGGAUGGAGAGUCACCCUAUAAAAUAGUUUGUCUUCCGAAUCUGCUUACUUUAUCCUGAUUUAGAAUUGUGUUAACAGCUUGGUAUUUUUUUAUAGGCUAUGUUUGUUGUUUUUAUAUAGGUCUCAUUGAUAUAGGCUGAUCCAAAAAUCAGAACUAGUUUGCCUAGUAUUUCUUGGAAAGUGCUAAUAAGAUUUAUAGUAAAGAUAUGUCAGUUUUUGUUUUUGUUUUUGGUAUUUGUUCCUGAAACAGUACCUUUACAUUGAAAAAAAGGAAUGUUCUAAAUGAAAUAAAACCACCAUAUCUACGGUCUUUUCACAACAGAUUAGAUUGGCUUUGCAAAGUUCUUAAGUUUUUCAUGAGGAAGUUAAUAUUUGAGGUUAGAGCCUCCCUAUUUUUUCCUCUUCUGUUCUUAAAUUCCCCUUUGUAGAAAACAGUUUUUAGGUUGCUGACAGUUUUUGUUAAGAAAAUGAUAAAGAUCUCCAAAAUGUCUCAAUUUUUUCCUCAAAGCCUACUUUCAGGGUGACUCUAGAGCUAGGUUUUUAAUUGUCUAGCUAAUCACAUAUCCUAGUAAACAUUUCCAGAGACCCCUUUUUUUGCUCUUUCUCUCUGCUUUAGACAGUUCCUAAGGACACUUGAAAACUUAAGCCUUUGUUGACUUUGAAAAAGACUUGUAACAGUCCUUAUUUCCUUUCAAGAUUCAGGAUGGUUUCCUAUCCUUUAAGGUUCAGUUAUUUUGUUUGUGGGUUAUUUCAUUAGUUUUACAGGGCCCCUUAAAAUCCAAUAACAAUGGCCACCAUUGAAUGAUUACCAUGUUGCAGACAAAGCACGAAUUCCUUAACAGUCCAGUGAGGUGUAAGUACCACUGCUGCACUUUACAGUUAAAUGCAGAGGUUAAGUAGUUUGCUUAAGUUAAGUAGCCAGUGAGUGGCAGACUAGGGAUUCAAACCCAGGGUUUCCUUUCUCUUAAAAGUUCUUCCCAGUUAUUUUUGUGCAUAAUAAUUAGUUGUAAUGUCAGAUAAAAAUUUGCAUUCCUAUUUUGAACAUCUGUGUCUAGAGUGGCACUUAGCGUUCAAAAAAAACAGCGAAACAAGUACCAAAUGUGAUUCAUGUGAUUCAUAUGCCAGAGGUAUUUGCUUAAUAACCACAUUUGGAUAAUUUCUACAUUAGCUUGUUUUAAAUGUGUGGAUUCUAGGGAAAAAAUUUUACUCUUUUGAGAUGCUGCCCCUAACAGUUGCACUGAUAAUUAGAUUGUGUGAAAUUAAAUAUUAGUGAAUACUGUUUAUAUGAAAUAUAAUCCUCAAGCUUAAAGGAGUCAAGUGAACAAAUUGUUUUGUUUACAGGGGAGGAGGUGGUGAGGGAAAGGUUUGAAAUAUUCAGGUGAGUAGGAUUCCUACAGCUGCAUAGUGAAAUUUAUAAGAUGUGGUAAGUUUCUGCAGCUGAAGGACUUCUGCAUUAACCUCUUUAAAAUGUUGGGGAAUUUUAAAAGAAAGGAUGAUUGUCUCUUGGGAAGGGAAUUUGGUGGAUGGGUUCUUUUUUUUGGGGGGAAGGAGGGUGUCUGGUACCGUUUUUAAUACUUUUUGAAUGUGAUUGCGUUACUUUUUAAAAAGUUCUGUCUAAAGUAGUGAGUAAACUGGUUUUUAAUAUUACUGUCUUCAGUAAUUUCUAAACAGGUGGCUUCAGAAAACUGAAAGCCAUUCACUUUUGAGUGCCCUUUUAUCUCAGUUUUAAAAGUCAGCCUAAUUAACUCAGUAAUUGUAAAACUUGCUUUUGGGGAGUGUUUAAAUCAGGUUUAAACACAGAUAGGAAUUUUUCCCCCUUAGAAAACAAUUUGGUGUGUUCAGAAUUAUAGUGCAUCUAUUAAGUUGAGACUUUUAAUACCAUUUUUCCAACAUCAAAGGAGAAUACUUAUUGUACUUGUGACUUAGGCUCUUACUGUGAAUGAAUGAUGGUACUAUGUACAACUUUUGGGUAAUUAAGUUUUAAAGAAUUUGCAUAACUAUUCAAGUGAAUAAUAAAACCUGGAAAAUUUGAGAUGUGAGGAAGAGGCUAGAGUUGACAUUAAGAUGACAGGGUGAAGAAAUAGAGUUUGAAGACUGAUGGUGGAAUUAUGUAAGUUUUCUUAAAAUUGGUUAAUAUAUAAUAUUUGAUACUUAGAAAUUCAGUACUUUGGUGGGGGGGGGGGUUCAGGUUUCACUGCCUUUUCGCAGUCUUUUUGUCUACCCCCAAAUAGAAGGUGUUGUACCGUUGUAUCGUGAUGCUGUCACUGAAGUCACUGAACCAUAGUUAACAUUUCCUGUUGUGCACCCACUGAGAGGUGUUUCUUCAGUACCUCUGGCAAGAGUGUAUUUUGAUUGACUGCUUUAUGUGCUUGUUUAUUUUUUAUAGCAUUUAAAUCAAACGGUAUUGAGAUGGAUUGGGUUAUGAAACAUAAUGGUCCAAAUGACGCUAGUGAUGGGACAGUACGACUUCGUGGACUGCCAUUUGGUUGCAGCAAAGAGGAAAUAGUUCAGUUCUUUCAAGGUAUAUUGAGAUCUUCAGAAGUAGCAGGAGUGAAAUCAAAGGAUUUUAUGAUCCACCAAGAAGAUUGCUGGGCCAGCGACCGGGACCAUAUGAUAGACCAAUAGGAGGAAGAGGGGGUUAUUAUGGAGCUGGGCGUGGAAGUAUGUAUGACAGAAUGCGACGAGGAGGUGAUGGAUAUGAUGGUGGUUAUGGAGGUUUUGAUGACUAUGGUGGCUAUAAUAAUUAUGGCUAUGGAAAUGAUGGCUUCGAUGACAGAAUGAGAGAUGGAAGAGGUAUGGGAGGACAUGGCUAUGGUGGAGCUGGUGAUGCAAGCUCAGGUUUUCAUGGUGGUCAUUUUGUACAUAUGAGGGGAUUACCUUUCCGUGCAACUGAAAAUGACAUUGCUAAUUUCUUCUCACCACUAAAUCCAAUCCGAGUGCAUAUUGAUAUUGGAGCUGAUGGCAGAGCAACAGGAGAAGCAGAUGUAGAGUUUGUGACACAUGAAGAUGCAGUAGCUGCCAUGUCUAAAGAUAAGAAUAACAUGCAACAUCGAUACAUUGAACUCUUCUUGAAUUCAACUCCUGGAGGCGGCUCUGGAAUGGGAGGUUCUGGAAUGGGAGCCUAUGGCAGAGAUGGAAUGGAUAAUCAGGGAGGCUAUGGAUCUGUGGGAAGAAUGGGAAUGGGGAACAAUUACAGUGGAGGAUAUGGUACUCCGGAUGGCCUGGGUGGUUAUGGCCGUGGUGGUGGAGGCAGUGGCGGUUACUAUGGGCAAGGUGGCAUGAGUGGAGGUGGAUGGCGUGGGAUGUACUGAAGCAUAACCACCGAUAUAAAAGUCCUGACAACAGCAUCUGGUCUACUAGACUUUCUUACAGAUUUAAUUUCUUUUGUAUUUUAAGAACUUUAUAAUGACUGAAGGAAUGUGUUUUCAAACUAUUAUUUGGUAAAGCAACAGAUUGUGAUGGGAAAAUCUGUUUUCUGUAGGUUUUAUUUGUUGCAUACUUUGACUUAAAAAAAUAAAUUUUUAUAUUCAAACCACUGAUGUUGAUACUUUUUAUAUACUAGCUAUUCCUGAGGAUGUGCUGCUUUCAUAAGAUUUGGGUUGAUGUAUUUUACUAUUAGCUGUACAAGAAGUAGUUUAGUGUAAUCUUAGAGGACAGUGGUUCACCUCUGCAUAAACUACAAGUCUUAAUAAGCAGACAUCUAGAAUAGAGCUUGGAAAAUAAUUAGUGUAACUCUUUAAUAAUUUCUCCUUGACAAUACUGUAAAUAUAAAACCUUAAAGAUGAAUUUAGGUGGCUUCAGGAGUAUAAAUUCAGCUAAUUCUAUAUUAUUCUUUUUCAAAAGUCAUUUAUCAGGCAUAGCUCUGAAAUGUUAAUGAUCUAAGAGGUAUCUGGCUAUAUGAAUAUUCAUAAUUGUGUUACCUGCAGAUGGGAGUGUUUAAAGUUUAAAUUCUAGCCCUAGAUUUUAGAAUAAAUCCCCUCAGCACUUGACUGACGUACCAAAAAAAUGUUACCCAAAAGUGAUAGUUGUAAGUUCUCAAAAUGUCUUAGACUAAGUUAAGGUUCUCAGUGACAUGAGCAUUCAGUGCAAGUACAAAGAUAUUUACCAUGGAGUAUAAUUAAUUCUCACAGAUGUAUUUUCAGUUUCCAGCCCAGUAGUUAAAGCAUAUGGUUUUUUAAUAACAACUGUAUAGAUGACUACUUUAAAAAAAAAAAUGUAAGACACAAGUCCUGUCUUGAGAGUCUUGAGAUUGGAUUUUGCAUCUGAUGAUAUGUUUGGAGUUUUAGAGCCAUUGUGUUAAAAAAUUAUAUGUAGCAAGGAAAAGGUGCUUUUUUACUUUUAAUCCCUUUGAUCAAUAUGGCUUUUUUCCAAAUUGGCUAAUGGAUCAAAAUGAAACCUGUCAAUGUGAAUUCAGUUAUUGAACUUGUUACUUGUUUUUGCUAGAAAUGUUAUUAAUGUAAUAAAUAUCAUUGUGGGAGAUAAGAGUAA